This is a messenger RNA of Amoebophrya sp. A25, 5097 nucleotides long. NCBI's taxonomy places the organism in Eukaryota, Dinophyceae, Syndiniales, Amoebophryaceae. The record is from the annotation of a GenBank genome assembly.
GUAAGAAUGAAAUCGAUAACAAGGUAUCUUUGUUCCUUAACCCAUGCCCUCUGCUUUGCUUCAGUGUUCGUUGUUCUCUGUUAAGCCUUGUCGCCUUCCUCACGCUCUGUCUUGAGAAAUAAUUCAUAUGAACAAAUGAGGGUCCUUACGAGCCAAUAUGACUUCUGUUGAAUCGACUCGGUUGUGCGCUGAGUGGGUUAGUAUGAGUUCGUGAUGUGGCUUUUAGUUCGUGACUUGAUGAGUGGUUCUCAUCGAUGUUAGAGAGUUAAGUCGCUUUUUCCGUCUGUUGAGAGACUUCCGUUCGAUUUCGGCUGUUGCAGUUGGUCACUUACUUUUUGUUUAUCUGUCGUUCGCUUCUGUUUUUGAAUGUCCUCUUGUUUUCGAGUACGGGAGUGAGGCACGAGGGUGGAGAGUUGGUCUUGUUCAUCGCCUCUUUCUGUUUCUUUCGCCUCUGUCUUUUAAGUAGCUAGUUUGAGCCUUAUGGCCUUUUGAAUAAGGCCACGCAUGGUUCAUGGGGGAUGGAUGCGAUUGGCUCUAGAUCCUGGCAUGGUGAACCGGUUCCCUUGGACGUGUCAGGAACGGUGGUCUAGAGUCAGUGCGAGCACCCACCUCCCCUUGCACUUCCACCAGAGUGGCUGGGGGGUGGGACGCCAAGGGCUGAAGCGUCAGCUCUGGGCUUUUAUCUAAUUUAUAGGUUAGAGUCUCUUUAGUUUAAUAAUAUUAGCUUCUGCGCGUUCGUCCUUGCUUUCUUACGAGCGUUCAGUGUGAGAGACGGGUCUAUGUUCUGAUGCCUCUUGCUCUUCAUUCUCCUCGUCAAGGUCAAAUAUCAUAUCUACUAAGGACAUCCAGGACAACGAUCUUCAAACACAUUCGCACUUAUUUGAGGACGAUGAGCGUACUUCUAGCCAAUUGUCAGUGUUUCCAAAAAUCGAGUGCGAUUUAUCAAACCGCAGCAUUGUGGUUUGUUGUGUCUGUCAUCUCCUAACUUAAUCUACGAGGUCUGUGGUAUAUCCAAAACGCUCAGUAAAUGAUAGCUGAUUUUUCCGAGAUAGUCUUUGUAAUUGGUGUUGUUGUAUGUACCACGUAUGAGCCACAUGGUUUUCGAUGGACAUCCCACCAGCGACGUAAAAGGCCCUCCCAAUCCAUCUUCCCAAAUAGGCUUCGUACACAUGCUUGUCUUGCUAUAUUUAGGAUAUCAAUUUAUCAUGAAAAAACAGAAAGGAGCCUCGACCUCACUUCAUCCUCACUCCAUGAUUUUUAGAAAAACAUGACAAGACAAAGACUGAAUAGAUAAUGAGUGCCAUUUCUGGUUUUGUCUCUGCUCUGAUGAUGCCUUGCUAGCGGCAUAAACAAUUCGUAGUUUGUUAUGACGUAGCUGCAUACCAUAUGAUUGAUAAAAACGCGGCCGGUAACUGAUGGUGAUGAUUAGACGUCUUCGUCCUUCUUCUUGCAACAUGAUUCCCCUUCGACAUUCGUUCCAGCGCUAUUAAUUUACCGAUAUUAACACAGGUCGUAGGUCCAAUCCGAAUCGACAACGUCAUCAAUUAACCGAUAUCAACGCAGCACUUACAUUGUCAUUCGUGUAAACAUAAACUCAGAGGACUACAAUCGUUUUCGUUCUCGUUCUUCUUCAUCUGCUUCUGCAUCGUCAAUAUUAUAGAAGAUGAUUCAGGAUUUGCAGCGUUUGGAGCUGGACCCGCACGCGGGACUCCGCAAAAAGCUGCAUCACGCAGAGCAGGCCGAUGAAAAGAAGCAAGUGGUGCAUUAUCGUUUUUCUCUGGAUGGCAAGGUUUCUCGAGGUGGUGUCUCUUCGGGAUCCGGAGACAACAAAGUAGGAUCGCCAGAUCUCUUUCUGAUUCUAAACCUGAGCGGGUCGGUCACGGACUACCGAGGGCACUACUUGGUCACGAGCACGAACGCUUGUCUGCGUGGCAUUGACCAAGACCGCGUGUGGCAAGAGGGCGGGGAAGGUUUCACGUCUGGUUUCUCGCACGGCGGCGCCGACGCAGCGCUCCACAAAGCGUGUGGGCCAUCGCUUGCAGAAGCCUCGCGUGUGCGGCUUCGGGAGAAAAGAAGACGCAUGCUGCUAAGAAGUGAACCUUCGUCGCCCAAAAAUAAUAGGGUCUCAGCGUCUAAUCAGAACAAUUACGGAGGGCGCGGAGAUGGGGGAAGUUCUCCAAAUGAUCCAUACAAGAAUGUAGACGAUGAUGUUGUUGAUGUGGGAGGCAAGAAUUACGGCGCGCCGCCAACUCUGCCUGGAAAGCAGAACUCUAUCAGUGCAAAAGGUGUCGCUCUGCUAGGGAGCGUCGCCAGAAAAAUGUCUGCGUCCAGCAUCAUUUCCGCUGUUUCUGGCAGUUCGGAAGCGAACCCGCUGAAAACGACAUCGCAGCCGGAUCAGGCCGAGCUUGCAUCCUGGAAAUCUAAGUGUGAUCAGUGGUAUGCCGAUCAGCUGUGCGGAGGCAAAAGCACACUAACCCAAGGCGUCCCGUUGUCAUUUCCAGACAGGACAAAGACGUCCGUCGUCACUCCUGGAGCAGACGAAAAUAUGGUGGAGCAGGACCCAAAUGCGGAGCAAGCGAGUGAGCUUUACUCAGAGUACAGCGCCUUGCCCAGUGACCGCGGCCAAGACGAGAACGACCGAGGGGGGAGGAUGAAAGGACAUAGCUACCACAAGAAGGAAGGCGUCCGAGCGGAUUCCGCAUCCGUGAGACGUGCGAUGAACAUGGACGUGAGGUUCCGAGACAAAAAUGGGAACAUGGUCGACCGCAAAAACCGCCUGACCUACGAUAAGAGCACGAAUUCUAACGAAGGGCAGUUCAAAGUUGGCACAAUGCUGGGUCUAGACGACUCUCAUCCAGUCGGGGCCAAAGAAAUGCUGCACACCCGCACUGCCUCCAGAGACCAAUCAUCCAAUGCUGGAUCCGACAUCCAAAAUUCUCCCAGAGGCGGCCCGGUCCUGCUCUCUCCCCGUGAUCCCACAGCUAGCGCGUUAUCUGCUCCAGGAGGCGCGGGGGGAAAGCGGCUGCACCCUGGGGCCAGCCGGUCCAACUCAAAACUGGCAGUAGGCCGAUCGAAUUCGAAACAACUGUUGAGCCAGCGAUCCAACUCCAAAAAUCUUUCGGUCGAGGACCGGUCCAAUUCCAAACGCCUUUUAACAGUAAGUAGCCAAUCGAAUUCCAAGCUAAGCGUUGCUGAUGGACCUGGAGGUGAAAGCUCCGGAAUCAAAAUGUCACCUAGAGGAAUGUCCGCAAAUACUCAUUCUCCCAAUGCCUCCCCAAGAGUGCAGUUAAGCUCCUCACGAGGCUCAUACCGAUCACCGAGAGAAGGCUCCCACGCAGCGGCUGCACCAUCGAAUUCGUUUUUCCAGCAGCAGGCCAUUGGUGGUUCGCAUCGUGAUCAAGAGCGCUUUGGGCGCGCCUCAGCCGCCAGCGCGUGGGAGCUCGAAGUGGACGGCUGUGGCAUUCGGCGGUCCACCAGAGAGGAAAUAUCGCGUGAAGCCGAGAAAUUGGGGUACACCGUUUCGGACGACGCCAGGCGACUGCGUCCGGGUGAAAUCCUUUCUUUGCCGGCGCCAGCGCCGCUGACGUGCAAGUUUUUGCUGGUGACGCACUUGCCCCGCUUCUGUUUGGCAGAGAGCGAUAUGGCGAGGCACCGGAAGGGGAAAACACUAGGAUCUAGCGAGAUCCACGAUCGGGGAAUUCUGCAGCAGUCGAUGAACCACGCGGUGUCGUUAGCUGCCGCCAAAAAUGCAGUGCGGUUGUUUUGGAGGAACACUGUUGCACAUGCGCUUUUCGGCGAUCCCAGCAAUAUGUCACGGCAAGACCCUAUCGACCAAGCAGAGGCACUGAUGCGAAUGCGCCGCCGACCGCACCUGCGUUUAGGCUAUGCACCCGCUGGUUGCGGCGCGCGCCGCUACGACUCUGACGUCGCGGCUUUGCAGGCGUACGCGGGCCUUUGGGACGUUGUCCAGUCUCUGGCAUUGCACCAUCAGCGAGCGCAAAAUAGUAGUACCGCAGCCGCAUCGAGGGCGUCGAGCAAGAUGAGGGGUCGCGAUGGAAAUCCUGACCCGACUGCUGUCGUGAAUGGAACGAAGCUCAUCACCAUCGAAAUCCGAUUCAACGGAAACAAGGGCAUGUACCUUGUCUGGAAGGGAAUGGCCGAAACCGCUUUGCUGCGAGAAUCGAAAGCCUCCUACGUCGAAUGCAAGAAAUCCGCAGAAAUAUUCGGUCAAACAGGCAGUGGUCGGGGUUGCUGUCCUGGCUUCCACAAAAUGGUAGAUGUGGAAAGCGACUUGGACGAUGAUUGAUAUCAUCUAUAACAGAGCAGUUUAUAGCACGCAUGGUGCAUGGAGUAGCAUGGCGUGCAUGGAGCGCAGACCUCUAAGGGACGCAAGCAGCGCGCCCUUUAGCUCCCUGCGAUCCAUGCACUCCAUGCCGUGCGAGCUGGCAAACCUUAUAAAUUACUCUGCUAUAACUAUAGCUAUACUAGAGCCGCUAGUAGUGGUGGACGGAGAACGAUACCAUACUUCUAGAGUCCGCUACUACAAGUAGUGGCCGGAUGAGUCCGUAUCUUUUUGUUUGUGCCUGAGCAUCAAAUAGAAGAAUUUUCUUGAUGAUAUGCCAAUGACUACUUGUCGUGCGAAUGAUUCUCGAAUAAGCAAUGCGGUGUUGCCGUCCCGUCUUGCAUCUUCUACUCGGGACCAUUUUUUUGAGACCACUACCUAGCUGUCAACAGUUAGACUGGGUGGAGUGAUUGCAUUUCACCUGAGAUAUAAUUCCCGUAUUCAUCCUCCUACGACCCGAAGCGCUACUAUGAUCGAAAUGUUAAACUUCUGCAGAAAAUAGAACAUGGUCGCUGCUCUAGCGUUAUAUUUUGGCUGCGAGUGCGACCAGCAUCGUGCUGUUGUACUUUGUUCUGACAACUAUAGAUCUUCUACUUGCUCUUCUUUGUCGUUUUAUAAUGAAAGGAUGUUCGACUCUGACGCAGAGGAAGAUGUCAUUGUCAAGGGCGAACGAACCGCCGUAUCAACUCCGUAAUAAUAUCCGUCCCAAUGCUUAUUUCGUGUGAAGAGCAUCACGGGCAGGAGCAGUUGGCAAU